AAGACAAUGAAACAGUGUCAUGUUUUAAUAUAUAAUUUUACACAGUGGUUGUGUCAGACUGUUGCGUCUAUAUGUCAUCUGAUAUUUUUCUGUUGCAGUGGCAACAAAGUACAUUCAGCUUCGGAGACACGUACGGUGGAAGUGGGUUUCAUUGAUCCAAACGAUAAAAAGAAGCACAACAAGAUCAAAACGUCCAAAUAUUCAUUGCUGUUGUUCAUACCUAAAAACUUGAGUGAACAAUUCCGCCGGAUUGUAAAUUUUUAUUUCUUGGUCGUUACCCUCAUAUCUUUUUUUAUCGACAGUCCCGUAUCACCCUUCACUAGCGUAUUACCACUGAGCUUCGUGGUAUUAGUGACGGCUGUGAAGCAGGGCUUCGAAGACUUCCUGCGACACAAGGAAGACAAAAAAGUUAACAACCAAAUAGUGGAAAUAGUGCACAAAGGUGUUAUAAAGCAAGUGGCCAACUCUAGUAUAGCUCCUGGCACUUUGGUCAGAGUGAAAAGGGGUAAGGAGGUGCCGGCCGAUCUGGUCCUGCUCUGUUCAGCGGACCCGAAGGGGAAAUGCUUCGUGACCACCGCGAAUCUGGACGGCGAGACCAAUUUGAAGACGUUGCGUGUACCACCGCCGAUAGUUGGCUAUACACAUGAUAUUAUACCGCAGGGUAUGCAAAUAGACAUACCGAACCCUAUAGCAGAUCUAUAUACAUUUUACGGCCGCCUGAAUAUUCCCGGACAAGACACGAUAAUCCUUAGCCCCGAGAAUCUAAUGCUCAGAGGUUCCAGAGUUAAAAAUACGGAAUGGGCAAUCGGAUGCGCAGUUUACACAGGUGAAGAGACAAAACUCGCUCUGAAUUCUAAAUACGCAGGUAACAAGUUCUCGUCGUGCGAGUCAGCUAUGAAUUCCUUUCUGGCUUUCUUCAUCGGCUUACUCGUACUCUUGAUAGUUGUUUCAUACAUAGUCAAGAUUGUCCUUGAAGCGAAUAGAGUGGGAAAGGAGAUGUAUUUGGGUCCCCCUCUCCCGCGUCCUCCGACCGUAAGGCAGAUUUUCCAGGAUAUGUUCUCGUUUCUGCUGCUGUACUAUUAUAUUAUUCCAAUGUCGUUAUAUGUGACCAUCGAGCUGAAUAAGUAUAUAGGUACUUAUUUCUUCACCUGCGAUGCGGAUUUGCGAUGCGAGGAGACCGGAAAACCAGCUCUUGCCAACACUUCAGAUUUGAACGAAGACCUCGGACAAAUCGAGGUUUUAUUUUCGGACAAAACGGGGACACUCACCAAGAACCUGAUGGUUUUCAAAGCUUGCUCUAUAAAAGGAUGCAUAUACGAAGAGCGAGACGGCAAGCUAUACGACACUGAUCGUUUUGACGAAGCAGUGGAUUAUACUAAUGAUGAGGUUAAGUUUUUCUUCACAAUUCUAGCACUUUGCCACUCCGUUCAAAUAUCCAACGAAGACAUGAAGAAGCUUAGCGCGCGCCUCUCUAUAACACCGAACCCUUUAGACUUCUUCAAAAGGAGAAAGAUUAAAUCUAGCGCUGCCAACGGUAAAGCUAUGAACGGUGCCGUUAAUGAUAUCCCAUGGGAUACCCUCCUAUCAGAAAACAACAGCAAAAUGGAUUAUCAAGGAAGCAGUCCCGAUGAGAAAGCCCUAGUUGAAGCGGCUUGCAAGGUCGGGAUAACGUUCUUAGGGGAAGAUGGAAAUAAUAUGCUUGUGAAGAUGGGUGAUCACACGGAGAUGUAUGAGAAGCUCCAAACAUUAGAGUUUACUUCAGAGCGGAAACGGAUGUCGGUGAUCGUUAGAGAUAAGAAUGGGAAGAUUUGGCUCUUUUGCAAAGGUGCAGAAAGUUCAGUAUUCCCUAUAUGUGAAAAUUCUAUCUUCAUGGAGAACACCGAACGAGAUGUGAAUGCAUUCGCCAACAAAGGCUUGAGAACGUUGGCUGUAGCUUAUAGACAAAUACCCGAGGAGGAGUAUUACAAUAUAGUGGAAAUGAUCAAAACUGUAAACAUUAAAGACGCAGAAGGAUUGCACCAAAUAUCUCAACAAUACAGGGUGUUAGAAAGACAGUUGACAUUAAUAGGAGCAACUGCUGUAGAGGAUUGUCUGCAGGAUGAAGUAGCCGAUACUAUAGCGUCUCUUCGUAGGGCGGGAAUCAAGAUAUGGGUACUCACAGGAGAUAAGGUAGAAACAGCAAUCAACGUGGCACAAUCUUGCGCACACAUAUCGGACAACGACAGGCGCAUUUACCUCAUUGGCAUAGACAAUGAAGAUGCAUUGAGAAUUAAUUUAGCUGAGUGCACCCGAAUAAUGAACGAACCCAGUUACAAAGAUCUAACCCUAAUUAUAGACGGGACAAGCGUCACUCAAAUAUUGGACACGCCUUACGCGAAUGUAUUCGUCGAUAUAACGAUGCACUGUCACGCUGUACUCUGCUGUAGACUGUCACCGAUACAGAAGGCUAAGAUAGUGAAACUCGUGAAGGAAUGCCCUCAGCGUCCGUUGACGGCGGCGAUCGGUGACGGCGCCAACGAUAUCUCCAUGAUACAGGAGGCGCACGUCGGAUUCGGCAUAUUCGGCAGAGAAGGACAUCACGCCGCCAGAUGUGCGGACUUCGCGUUCACAAAGUUCUCGAUGCUAAAGAAGAUUAUUUUGGUGUUGGGCCAUUGGUACUACCAACGGCUGACUACGUUAAUACUUUAUUUUUUCUACAAGAAUCUAGUCUUAGGAGUUCUAAUGUUUAUAUUUCAAAUCCACUGCGCGUUCUCAACUCAGUCAGUGUUCGACUCGUUGUUUCUGACCAUAUACAACCUGGUGCCGACAUCGGUGCCGUGCCUCGUGCUCUCGCUCACUGAACAGCGGUCGCCCGCCGGAUUCCUCAUCAGUAAUCCGACGGUGUACCGUCAGCUGUCGCGCGGGGGCCUCCUCCGUUGGAGCUCGUUCGGCUGGUGGUGCUCCGCGGGCGUGUACCACUCGCUGGCCAUAUACUGCGUGGCCGCCGCGCUGUUCUACGUGCCCGUGCUCAACGCGGACAUGAACACGCUCGACUUGUGGUCAUUCGGCGCAAUGUUGUUUCACCUGAUGGUACUGAUAGUGUCACUCAAACUGUGGCUGAAUGCGAGAUAUCAGACUUUCAUAUUCGUAUUGUCGAUUAUACUCUCUGUACUAGUUAAUAUAGCUGUCAACAUAGCUUACGCGUCCUGGAACUGGCAAUAUGACGGCGACGUUCUAGGAACAUACAUUCGACUGAUAUCUUCUAUACCGUUUUGGGUAGCAAAUGUUUUAGUGGUAGUAAUAGCGUUAGCGCCAGACUUUUGUGCCAGACUAGUGUCAGACUUAAGAUUUAGUCGAAUGUUGCCUUCCUCUAUAGUACAGUCUGUAUUCACAACCAGAUUGUGA
Messenger RNA from Diatraea saccharalis (sugarcane borer), 3384 nucleotides. NCBI's taxonomy places the organism in Eukaryota, Metazoa, Arthropoda, Insecta, Lepidoptera, Crambidae. The record is from the annotation of a GenBank genome assembly.